Messenger RNA from Phaeodactylum tricornutum CCAP 1055/1, 3376 nucleotides. RefSeq lists its product with no specific name. Lineage: Eukaryota; Bacillariophyta; Bacillariophyceae; Surirellales; Neidiaceae. Gene Ontology annotation, molecular function: protein binding. The record is from RefSeq and is a predicted model, not a curated record. The transcript has a single exon. Bases 328 to 3321 code for a protein of 997 amino acids.
GUUGUUUCUGGUCUCGUUUCCUCUCUACGGGACCUUGCCAAGUCGUCUUUUUGCUGUGUGGUUGGCUGCUGGUGUUACUACUGUUGUUGUGGUGGACGGGUAUAUCAACUCUUGGCUGUCAAAGUCUGACUCAACCCUUUCUUAUUUGUGGAACCUUGUUUUACAGUUACACGCAGAUAUUUGAGAGUGAUUUGACAGUGACGUUCCCGACGGAUAGAGUGUAGAUACAUUCAUACAGUACAUACAUAUAUCCUAUACUAACCAAGACAACAACAUUCACAACGGCAUUGUGCUCCUGUUCCAAUCUCUCCGUUGACCAACACACCAAUGAGUUCGGCCAAUUCUUCACUGCGACCCGCAUGGAAUCGUGGGAGCGGUGGUCGAGGCUUCCAGCCUCCCCCCGCGGUGGAACGGAGUCGUUCCCAAUCCGUCGGUUCCGAAAACGGACCGGUGGUACCACCAACGAGCGGAACUUUUAACAAAUUCGCCGCGUUGGACGACGACGACGAGCAGAUUGUCGCCAGUCUCGAAGCGCCGUCGCCGCCUUUGCCCAAGAGUAACCACUCUCGCAGCGAAGGCCUCCGAUCCUCGAUGCCGCGGACGAGUCACUCCAACGCACCACCAUCCAAGACUUCCGGCAGAUCCCUCGCGGAUCUGGCGGCACGAACUUCGGAAGGAGGAGCACCGGUGCGGAACCGGAACAUCGUGGCAUCGCGCGCGACGGAGGACGCCAAGGUAACCCGCUAUACGCGCGAACGACUAUUGUCACUCCGACCGGAACCGCCUCUGGUACCGCCCGGACAUGUUGCGCAGCUUUUACAUAAUACCGUCCUUCUCAUGGAACAUCCCCAAGACCCCGUCUGCUGGGAUACCUUUGAUCCGGAAGAAAUAUGGGCCGCGGUCCUCGCGCGCCGAUCCUCCUCGUUGGCCAAAGGCUCCCGGGACGACGAAGGUCGAUCCGGUAUCCGCUCGGGUUUACCGGCACGUACUUCCAAUACCGGCGGACGUUGGCAACGUGGAGUGGCCUUGCCGCCUCCCGACUCCCGCAACAAACCACGGGAAAAGGAUGCCGAAACGCCCGGGGAGUUGUGGGAUGAUCCCAAUCAGGGUGGAGCCGCCGCCGACUUUUCUGCCUUUGGCGGUCACCUGGAUGGCCCGCAACCCGACGACGGAGUUUUUGAUUUCGAGAAAAUGGCCGAACAAAGCCGCUUACUCGAAGACGAAUUGCACGGUCCGCGUUCGAGAACGUCCAGUGGCGCCGAUGUCGAACCACGGAACCACACUCGCGACGCCGUCGCUGAACCCUCGGUACAGGUGAAUCCACAACGACCCCUGGCCGCCAUGGGAACGACUAUACAAUCCGGUUCCGGAGACAACGUCAAUGUAUUUGAAGAUUUUGACGAUCCCGCGCCGCCCAACGCGGCGCCGGCAAUCCGAGCGGUGGACGAAGACCCCACCCCCAGUUCGCGACUCAUGGCCAUGAUUGGGGUUGAAAAGGAUCCAACAACGGCCGUACCGGCGGCCGGUCUCGCGUCGGCCUGGGGAGCCCCCGUUACCGCAGCCACCACUACCGCGGCAGACGCGGUGGCGAUACCGUUGAAUCCGUGGGGUGGACCUCUUUUGCCAACCCCCCAACCGCAACCCGAUCUGCAAGCGCGUUUGCGACAGGCCGAGAUGGAAAAGGCGCGAGCUGCGGAAUUGCGACACCGACAAGAGCAAGAGUUGGUCCAGCGACAAGCAGAAGAGCGUGCCCGCCAGCAACAGAAUUCCAUCCAACAGCAGGAACAACAGGCGGGUGUGCAGACGCAGGUAGAGACGGUUCUUUUGGAACGCAUCACUUCCAUUCUAGAGAAAUCGUGGGGACGUGCGGAUCUCAGCUCCAUUCUAUCGACCCUCCAUGAGGAAGAUUCUCGAGUGAUUCCGCUUCUAAACAAUAUUGAUUUGCUGCGAACUUUGCUGCUCCGACACCCACGACGAGUGGCGGUACGUCAAGAUCCAGCAUUUGGUGCCGAAAUGGCCGUGUUACUACUUACCAAAGAACAAUGGCAGCAACAACAGCAGCAGGAAGCACGGGUGCAACAAGAAGAAGGACGCCGGCUGGAACAAAAGCGUUUAGUGGAGGAGCGGCAAAAGGCGGCAGCUCGCGAUCCGGGGAGUAUUCCAGUGGUAGCCGAUGCUCCCUGGUUUUACUCCGAUCCACAGCGCAACAUUCAGGGACCCUUCCGCGGUGAAGAGAUGCGACAGUGGCUUGAAGCUGGAUAUUUCAAAGGCGAUUUGCCUAUUUGUCAGCAGCCCACUGGUCCUUUCCAUCCGUUAGCGGCCUUAUUUCCGGAUCUUUCCAAAGCCUUUAUGGCACGCCAAGGCCCGAACGUGGAGCACGAAAUGGCGCAAGCAGAGGAAGAAAAACGGAACCGAGAAGCGAAGGGACGAGCCGAGCGUGAGCGGCAGGCGCAAGAGGCCAAGGAACAGCAACGGCGAGCCCAAGAGGUAGCGGAUCGCGAGGCUAGAGAAAUUUUGGCCAAGUCUAAUGGUGCCAAUGAGUCUUCGAAUCAACUCAAGGUAAUGCUCGGGAUGCCGGACCAGUCUGUGCCUAGUCCCCCGCAACCAAAAUCAGAAAAGAAGAGCAAAUCGAAAAAGGCCAAAGAAGUGCAGCCAGUAGAACCGCGGCUAGAAGCUGUUAAGCCCACAGCUCCGGCGUGGGGUGGAGUGAGCGCUGCCCAGCCCAAUGCUCGAAAGAGUAUGUCUGAGAUUCAAAGGGAAGAAGCUCGCGCCGCUGCUCUUUUAGCUAUGCAACAACAAAAUACUCGACCAUCGGGCAGUGGUUGGGCCAACGUUGCUGCCUCCAAGGGAGGCAGUACCGCUUGGUCGGGCGGCGCGGCGAAAGCGACCGCUGCUGCGGUGGUAAACAACUUAAACACGCUUGCACCAUCAGCAGCUGUACAAGCUCGCGCGCCACCGCAAGGCCAAGGGGCGAUGCCACCAAAACCACAGACAGCUCAGCAACGUGAGAACAUGGCCGCGUCAAGUGUCUCGGAUGAAUUUGGGGCCAAGAUGUCGCCUAGCUUUGAGAAGUGGUGUAAAGACCAGGUGUAUAAAUUGAACGGUACGGAUGACCUGACUCUGGUAGCUUUUUGCAUGACGCUUCAGGAUCCAGGCGAGAUUCGCCAGUAUUUGUCGGCCUAUCUCGGAUCGACUCCUCAAGUGAACAGCUUUGCAACAGAGUUUAUCAAUCGUAAGGCAGGGAAGACGGGGCCCCAAGAGGAAUGGGAACCGGCCGCCAUUUCCAAGAAGAAAGGAAAGAAGAAGGUUGGAGGACGCUAAAGCACAACUGUUAAAACGUUAAAAUCUAAGGUGAUAAGAAAAUACCCUUUCUUUG